CAUCCUGAACACCAUAAUUGACCAAAAGAAGAGCGAUCAUCUUUGUUCUUGAUUUCCACUUCUCAUCUUCUGACGACUGAAAAAUGGCGCAGCAGUUUGUGCAGACCAAAAUCAGAGGAGACAAAGUGGUGCUCUUUAUUAAGCCCACGUGUUCGUUCUGCAUUACGGCCAAAGACGUGUUGUCAAAGUAUAAAUUUAAGCCGGGACAUUUGGAGUGCAUUGAUAUAAGUGGACGGGCCGACAUGGACAACAUGCAGCAGUACUUCCUGGAACUCACCGGAGCCCGCACGGUCCCACGGGUGUUCAUCGGAGAGGAGUGUAUUGGAGGCGGCAGCGACGUGGCGGCACUGCAUCAGAGCGGCAAACUGGAGACCAUGCUGCAGUCUAUUGGAGCCCUGCAGUGACCCGCUGCACAGCUCCAGGCAUCCAGGUGAGGUCACAUGACUAUGCAGCGGGACUUGCGUAGCUUGCGCCGCCGCUGCUGGUACUCGCUGAGCUCCUGCAGGUAGCCUCUGGAUGGCCAGCGUAGCCUCUCCACCUGCUCCCGCUCCUCCUCUGGAAAACACCAAAACAUAGAAACUGAGAUCUUCUGCAAAACACAUCUCCGUCAUUAAUAGAAGAUUUCCCGAUCCUCGCACAUACAGUACUCACACUAACAGCCUUGGAUUGUUUCCAUAACUACAACUGAAAUCAGAUAUUGUUUACACCAACAAGCUACAGAGGAGUAGCAGUGAUCGAUCAUGUGCUGUUUCCUUAUUCUGGCCUUUACUUCUCCUGUGCCCUUAAGUACCGUCCAAUGACCUUAAAGGAUUCCCGUGUGUUUGACUAAUGAUGAUAAUAAAAUGUGCUUCUGCUUCUAA
This is a messenger RNA of Eleginops maclovinus (Patagonian blennie), 860 nucleotides long. It is a transcript of the gene glrx, whose product is annotated as glutaredoxin (thioltransferase). The transcript is spliced from 3 exons. NCBI's taxonomy places the organism in Eukaryota, Metazoa, Chordata, Actinopteri, Perciformes, Eleginopidae. Gene Ontology annotation, cellular component: mitochondrion. Bases 84 to 404 code for a protein of 106 amino acids. Gene Ontology annotation, molecular function: glutathione disulfide oxidoreductase activity. The record is from RefSeq and is a predicted model, not a curated record.